Molecule: messenger RNA, 992 nt
Organism: Paramisgurnus dabryanus
Lineage: Eukaryota; Metazoa; Chordata; Actinopteri; Cypriniformes; Cobitidae
Source: RefSeq, a predicted model, not a curated record
CGUGAAUAUCUUCAUUAAAUCUGUUCUUAUUGGAAUAAAAAGCAGGAUGAAGACUUUCAUAAUCAUUAUUUUAUUUCUCUUGUGUGCAGGUGUGUUUGGUGAUGAAGUGAAGUCGGUGAUGGAGGGAGAUUCUGUUACUCUACACACUGAUCUUACUGAAAUAAAGACAGGUGAUCUGGUCUGGUGGAGGUUUAAAAAAGGCGAUUCUAAAGAUCUUUUAGCUGAAAUUGGUAAAAACAAGAUCUGGUAUGGUGAGAGAUUUAAAGACAAACUGUUGACAGACGGUAAGACUGGAGAUCUCAACAUCACGAACAUGAAGAUCAAAUAUUCUGGACUCUAUGAAGCAGAGAUCAACAGUGGCACUGGAACAUCAUACAAGAGAUUUCAUGUUACUGUCAAUGAAUCUCCUCGUGUUAAUAAUGCUGGAAUGAGUGUUGUGAAGUCAGUGUCAGUGACUGAGGGUGAAUCUGUUUCUCUACAAACUGAUGUUAAACUACAGGCAGAUGAUCUGAUACUGUGGAGGUUUGGAGAUGAAAGCGUUCUCAUAGCUAAAGGUGAUAUGGAGGACAAUAAGACUUCAGUAUAUGAUGAUGAUGAUGGGAGUUUCGGAGACAGACUGAAGCUGAAUGAUCAAACUGGAGAUCUCACCAUCACUAACAGCAAAUCUAAACACAGUGGACUUUAUCAGCUAAAGAUCAUCAGUAACAAACAAACCAUAUACAAGACAUUCAGUGUUAUUGUCAGGGGAGCUGGUUCAUCUUUAGGUGUUAUAGCAGGAUUAUGUGUUUUCUUCCUCCUGGUUAUUGCUGCUAUUAUUGCUGCUGGUUUGAUUUUGUAUCGUCACAAGAUCUCUAAACUAUUGGUUCCUGUAGAUGAACAGAAAAGUUUGGUGCCACACAGUGAAAUGGAAGCAGAAAUGAGAGAUGAUGAGUUAAAGGAAGGUAAGACAAACAUCUUCACCCUGUCAGGUCCCAAACAUUAGAGGAAAAAUC